Molecule: messenger RNA, 5271 nt
Organism: Tachysurus fulvidraco (yellow catfish)
Lineage: Eukaryota; Metazoa; Chordata; Actinopteri; Siluriformes; Bagridae
Gene: dnajc14
Product: DnaJ (Hsp40) homolog, subfamily C, member 14
Exons: 8
Coding region: 443-2368 (641 amino acids)
Molecular function (GO): dopamine receptor binding
Source: RefSeq, a predicted model, not a curated record
GUGUGUGUGUGUGUGUGUGUGUGUGUGUGUGUGUGUGUGUGUGUGUGUGUGUGUGUGAGUGAGUGUGUGUGUGAGUAAGUGUGUGUGAGUGAGUGUGUUUUUAUUACAUCAGCAUCAUAAUUUAUCCUUCCACAAAGCCUGAGGAAAUGUAAUAACAUAUUGUGUCCCGAAGACUUUGCGUAUUUCCUGACAUCACUGUGUUACACGAUGGAGACAUGACGUGUUGUUCCGAAAGGUUUAAACUGAAGGGUUUAGUCAUAAAAGAUGUUCUGUCUCUUUACGGUCUAAAGUGGCGCUCUGUUUUGUCCUGUUCACAGGAUUCAUGGUAUGUUUCUGCCCAAACGAAGCUGAGUAAAUUAGCAGUAAUGAACUGGGGCAGUAAUCGGACCGUGUGACGGGUGAUGACGGACCCCUGAGCCUCCUCUGUUUUGGCUCCUUGAGAAUGACAGACGUCAUGGAUGAUCCGGCAGAGUUGAGCGCCGAGAUGUGUCCGGACGUCGGAUCAGCGAGUAAGGAAGUGUGCGAGGAGUCCGUGCCGCGUAAGUCAGAGGAAGUGGAAAUGUCUCGGGAGGUGCCGGAGGACCCGGACUCUGAACGGCACGACGGCAAACAGCAAGAGGGCUCCGAGAAGGGAGAGAGCGGAUAUGCAAGAACUAACGGGGGUAUGGAUCAGUUGGAGGAAGAUGGGAACGGUGUGUUUGAUGAGUUGGAUGAAGAGAAAGAUGGGUGUAGGAACGCCGCAAAGGACGUGUCUGGAUCUCGGGGAAAGAAAGGAAAGUCGAGAAAAACUGGCUUAGGUUCAGGUGAUCAGUUUGCUUCCUGGACAUCGGUUUCGUCCUUUUCCUUGUCCUCCGGAGCAAGCAGACACAAGCAGAUCCGUCGGCGAAACCACCACCAUCACAACCAGGGCCGUCUGAGAAGACAAACCGGCUUCCAGCUCAUAGCGGUGUUCCGAGAGUUCUUGUCGGAAUCGGUCAGCCCGUGGAGUAUAUCCUGCAUCCAUAUGGUAGUGGAUCUGAUCGUGUCUCUGACGCACCACUGCGGCGUCUUCGUCGAAUCCGGAGCGAUUGCACUUUACGACCUGGGAACGUUCUUGCUCUUUAAGGUCACCGAUGUCCCGGGAAUGAAGCAGGAUAUAAGACGCGUCAUAGAUCGGACCCUGAGUACUGGUGCAGCUUUGGUGGGCUGGAUAUGCAAAAGCACGAGCUCUGCACGCCGUGUGCUGGUCUCUGCUUUCAGUCUCAUCUGUUGCAUGGCGCUCCUAAGUGCCGGGGUUAUGAGGAGUGUUGUGGAGAGGCUGGGAGGCGAGCGAGGCAGGCGAUGGUGGCUCAGACUACAGAACUCCUGGAUAAUAAUGAAAGCAGUCACACUUACUGGAAGGAUCAGAGGCUGGCUGUGGAAACGAGAUGUCUCUGGACACAAAACGGUGAAUCCAGAGUCUCCAUCCAGGACGGCGAGGAGUCAGCCUGGACAGGAGCUGGAGAGACUGCUGGCAUUAGCGCAGAUCCCUGAAGAUGAGCUGGACCCCUUUAACGUGUUGGGUGUGAAUACACACGCCACCGAGUCGGAGCUGAAGCGGGCCUAUAGACAGCUGGCUGUACAGGUCCAUCCAGACAAGAACAAGCACCCUCGAGCCGGCGAGGCUUUUAAAGUCCUCCGAGCAGCGUGGGACAUCGUGAGCAACCCAGAGACCCGGCGUGAAUACGAGCUGAAGCGUAUGGCAGCGUCCGAGCUCUCCAAGUCCAUGAACGAGUUUCUGACGAAGCUGCAGGACGACCUGAAGGAGGCCAUGAACACUAUGAUGUGCACCAAGUGUGAGGGCAAACACAAGAGGUUUGAGAUGGAUCGUGAGCCUCAUGAAGCACGUUUCUGUGCUGAGUGUAAUAAAAGGCACAGCGCUGAGGAGGGAGAUCUGUGGGCUGAGUCGAGCAUGCUCGGCCUGAAGAUCACCUACUUCGCCUUCAUGGACGGAAAAGUCUAUGAUAUAACUGAGUGGGCGGGUUGCCAGAGAAUAGGAAUUUCUCCUGACACGCAUCGUGUUCCUUAUCACAUCUCUUUUGGUUCAAAAAGUAACAGUGGCUCCAACCGCCACAGAUCUCCCUCAGGCCACACCCCAGCUCCAGGCUCUCCCUCCGACCUGCACGAUUUCUUCAGCCGUAUUUUCCAGGGAGCGCCGGGCAGCGACGCCUCUCCCAAUGGUGGAUUUUUCCCACCAGGCCCAACCCCAGAUCACCCCGUGGCGGCCGGCUCAGGACCGCCUCCUCAGCCUGGCUUUUUUACACAGCGAGGAGAGCCGAGCGAAAGCUGGAGCGAGGGAGGAAAAGGACAACGGAGGAGGAAAAAAGCACGCAAGCCUUUCCAACGCUGAGAGUCGGCACAACGAGCUACGACGUCCACGGAGGAGAACAUCAGACUGCGGCGGUGCCCGUGUUCUGUCGUCCAAAGACAACAGACAGGUCGAGGGAAAGAGCGGUGGGGUCUGUGAUUGUGCGUGAGAUCAUCUGCCUGCCACCAGGAACUCGAGAAGAUGAUGGUUUGACAAAGAAAAUGAAAAAGUAUAUCAAAGUGUUUUUUUUUUUUUCCUUAAUUACGAGGUCAUCCACGCAGGACAGUUUUGCUUUUUUAAUUUAAUUUUAUUUGUUUUGCUUCUUGUCAUGCAGGUCGGCAAUAGCAUGGCUUUCUCAAUGAAGUUUUUUUUUUGUUUGUUUAGUGUUUAACACAUCGUUCUUAACAAUCAGCCAUGAAGACACCUCAGGGAUGAUCAGAUGGUCUGCUGAAGGGCAGAAAGACACACAGCUCAUAAUCUCACCAUAACGAUCGUCCGUAGCGGUUCAGCUUCAUUUAUACUUGAAUUUAUUUACAAUGAAUUAUGUAUGUUUUUAAAGUUCAGGUUUGAAGCAGAGGUUAAACGCGAGGUGCAGAGAAACGUCACCAAGCCGCCGUCAGGACCGACUGUUCGGAAACGUUUAAUAUUGGUUAUAAAUUAUAAGAGUCAUGAAUAAUGUCUUUUAUUGUUCCAUCUGAAGACUUGAAAAAAAACAACAACCCAAAACUGGCCUUUUCUAAAAUUAUUAAAUGGCAUAUUACAGAAAAAAACACAACCCUCUGAAAUUUCUCAUGUAGUUAAUCAGCCAAGGCAUGUUCGGUGUCUGGGAUUUGUGUCUUUACCCGUCGCUCACACGUCCACACGACAGACGAGUCAGAUGAUUUCAGUUCCGUGUAAAUUUGGACUGCGAUCCGUCCUGACGUCGUGAUGACGAUUCCCUGCUCCCGUCAUUCUGAUGACUCCAUAAGAACACACACGCACACAGCUGAAGUCAGUUUUUAUCGAAGCCCAAACGUCCAGCCGUUUUAUCGUUUGUGGUCAUUAACUGAAACUCUACCUGAGUUCCUUCCUGUUUUUUUUUCCCAACCUCGUGCUGCAUUUCAUGUUUAGAAAACGAAACAACAUUUAAAAAAAACUUUCGCCUCGUACGUUUUAUUACCAGGUAUAACGGAGCAGAUAGGCUGAUAGGCCACGCCCACAAGGCUGAUGGGCCACGCCCAUUAGUUAUGAGUAAUGUAAGUCUGAGUCACGUAAAGCUCAUCUGUAAACCAAAACACAAGUCCCAGAACUCUCAGACCUCCAUCCGUCGCUAACGCCGGACUUGUCUUGGUUGAAUAGCAGCGUUUAGGUCGAUACUGACAUUGUAGACGUUUGUUGUUUUAUUUUUUUGGCCAAAACCACUCAUCCACUCCUGCUCUACAUCACGUAUGACUACACCUUACAAUAACUCUCCACUUAUUCAGAAAAAGGAACGAACCGAAAAAUGGAAAUGGACCGGAUUCAAAAAAGAAGCACUUUGAAAUAGAGAACAGACACGUGCAGUUGGACCAAGUGCAGAAAAGUCACGUGAAAAAGAAAGACGUCGUGUGUUAAUGUUCGGUGCUCAGUGACGUAUUGAACGUGUUUCUUCGUUCGUCUUCAGAAAAACUCUUCAUCCUGCUCUGAAUAAUCAUCUGUUCGAAUUUGUGGAAAAUAAUCGAAUGAAGCCGGUGCGAACUUUGUUCACACACACACACUCACACAUACACACUCACACACACACUGACACACGUGUAUCUGCAAAAGAGUUGUGCUAAUCCAGAAGGUUUUUACGUUUUGUCAGUCAGUGAUGUUAAUGAUGUUAAACUGAAACAAAACUGUGCUUGAGAUCCAAAUCAUUCAGAGACAAAAAAAAAAAAAAAAAAACUUCCCAAAAAGCCAAGAUCAUCUCUAUGAUACUCAUGAGACGGUCAUGUCUCUCACACACACAUGUAGUGUACACGCUAACACAACACGUGACUUGGUUUUAAAACUGUGAUGCGUUUUGAGGAAACUGUCCAGAUUGAUGAAUAUUAAUGAACCUAAUUAGCCUUAAAGAAAUGAAGCAGUUCUUCGGUUUACGAGAUGUGUGUUUUGUUUCUCCGCGUCUUUGUCACGCUGUCACGUCGGCUCCAGAGUGAGAGCUGUAACUGUCCUGGAUGAUUGUUUGCUGGAGAUUAGGCACGUGCUGGUAGUCAGAUACACGAUCUGUCACAAAUAAUAUCGGUAUAAAGUCACUUUACACGAUUGGCGCUUUGCAGCACGCGUAAGGACGGAGUGUGUGCUUAGGAAGGCUUUUAACGAGCUCAAGAAAGUUUAACGUAGUGGUUAUGACGUCAUAUGAUUAAGCUCCGCCCUCAUUGCCACACUAACGCGUCUAUGGCGGUGGUAAAGGAUCGUGCUAAUGCCGUAAAAGAGUUAACGUUUGGAUUGAAAUGUAACAUUUGCACGUGUUUAAUCUCAACUCUGGGUCUGAAUAUCGUCACGAUUUUUGUCCUGUUCAUUAAAUUGGACUUUAUUUUAGCUUGGAUGUUGAGUUGUAGCUGGAUUUUUUUUUUAAACUCUUGCACAGCUUGUUUGUAAAACAGCAUUUCAUUUUUUAAAGUUGAUUCAUUACAUAUAAUGAUUUGCUCCGAUGGCAGUGUGAAUGCUUUACUUGACUUUUCUUUACGUGAGACAGUAAGCAGCGCAGCUGAGGACGCUGCCGAGUGUCCGGAUCCCAGAACGUCCCAGAACAAUAAGUGAAUUUAAACCCGUAUGCAAAAAGAUUUAUAUCCUUAAAAAAAAUAACCAACUCAGACAAUCAUUAUAAAAUUAAUCAAUGGUGCGGGACACUUUUGGAGUCUUGAAGGUUUAUUUCAUCCUGUUCUCAUGACAAUUAAUUGCUGCUUCUUUUCAUUGUUUCAUAUUAAAGUUGAUUUCUGUAA